AUGGCAUCUUUGUCAUCUCGAUCAUCAAGAAGUUCAAAAAAGUCUGCAUCAUCAACUGCAAAGAUUGUACGAGUUGAUGAAACUUUUAAUACUCGUCAAUCAAGAAAGAGUCCAAAGGAUGUUUCUACUCCAGGUAUUAAAAAUGGCGGUAUAUCUCGACGACGAUCUGCUCCAAGUUCUCAUCGUUCAAGAAAUUCACAAAUACAAUCAAAAAUAACAACAUCGCAAAGAUCAACAAGUAUUUCAGGCCAACAUGUAAUGGGAAGCAACAAUGAAGGUGAAGAUGAUAAUAUAGACCAACAUAUUGAUCUGGUAAAUAUUUCAUCUGCAUCAACAGCCACAGAAGAUAUGGAAACAUCUCAACAGCCUGAUGAUGAUAAUUCUCCUGCUUCAGCUGAAAACCACAACCGAAAUGGACGAAUUAUUUAA
Messenger RNA from Rotaria sp. Silwood2, 429 nucleotides. NCBI's taxonomy places the organism in Eukaryota, Metazoa, Rotifera, Eurotatoria, Philodinida, Philodinidae. The record is from the annotation of a GenBank genome assembly.